Messenger RNA from Odontomachus brunneus, 1097 nucleotides. RefSeq lists its product as uncharacterized. The record is from RefSeq and is a predicted model, not a curated record. Bases 338 to 958 code for a protein of 206 amino acids. The transcript has 3 exons. NCBI's taxonomy places the organism in Eukaryota, Metazoa, Arthropoda, Insecta, Hymenoptera, Formicidae.
ACAACACUAUUAGUGUCACUGGGUGUUUACGGUAAAUCGAGUAUGAGUUAGUUCCACCAGAACCGAAAAAUAUGAUAGGCACGACCACCUAAUACCUUCAUGAUUUAUGACAACUCAAUGCUGUCCGGUAAGGCGAGUAGAGUUAGUUAACCUAGUAAAUAGCGUUCGAACGAGUCAACAUUAUCAGGAAAAUUAUAAAUAUUAAAUUGAAGUUAUAAAAAGUUAUGAGAAAAUAUCAUGUAUUUGUGGAAUAUCCGAAAUAAGAAAUUCAAUUAUUCUAAUCUACAACACAUUUAUUAAAGUUCCACAGAUUUGGCUUGGUCUAUAGUGCUACAGAAUGGCUCAAUCAUUAAAUGAAGUGCAUGAUGCUGUAAAUUACAGAACUCAGUGGACUGAUGCGAUGGUGAAAUUGCUGUUAACUGAAAUAAAUAAGCAUGUAGAAUCUUUUACGAGUCCAGUAAAUAAGCAAGUGUGGAAAAACAUUGCUGCAUCCAUGAAUACUCAUGGUUACAAUUUGUCGGCGGAAAAUUGUCACGUGAAAUGGAUUGGAAUGAAAAACAAAUAUAAAAAUAUAAAAGAUGCAAAUAAUAAAACAGGCGCAGCAAAAGAAACAUGGGAAUAUUAUAAUAUUAUUAACGACAUGUUAAUUAAAAAACCAGAAAUUGCACCGUUAUCUCUAGCAUCAAGUUCACGAGGUUUUCAACUGAAUAAUACUUUAAAUACAUCUGACAGUAUAAAUAUAGAGACAAAUUGUAAUAACUAUAAUGAAGAAAACGCAGAAAAUUUAUUACAUUUCGGAUCAACUAACUUAGCACAGAAGCGAAUAAGUAGAAAAAGAAAAUCCCAAAUACCAUCUUGGGUUGAACAAUUAAUUGAACAAAAACAACGACAUCAUGAAAACAAUUAUGCUCAGCGAGAGCGAUUUUUAUCCUUAUUAGAAAAAUCUUUAAAUACAUAAAGUUAUAUUAUAUAAAUAUUUCAGUUAUGUAGUUGAAAGUAUAAGAAGAUAUAUGAUAUUAAAAGUUUUAUUAUAUUGUUAUCAUAAUAUAAUAUAUUUUUUUGUUAUUAUGUCUAAAUGUUUCACUGGUUUUUGUUAC